This is a messenger RNA of Penicillium longicatenatum, 1674 nucleotides long. RefSeq names its product permease of the major facilitator superfamily. Gene Ontology annotation, molecular function: transmembrane transporter activity. The coding region runs from base 1 to 1674 and encodes 557 amino acids. Gene Ontology annotation, cellular component: membrane. The record is from RefSeq and is a predicted model, not a curated record. The transcript has 4 exons. Gene Ontology annotation, biological process: transmembrane transport. Lineage: Eukaryota; Fungi; Ascomycota; Eurotiomycetes; Eurotiales; Aspergillaceae.
AUGACGACUUUCAACCUGUUUCGCCGUGGCCAGCAUAAUGGUCAAAACACCAUAUCGACCGAAGAUGGUGUCGACUCAAGGGACGCGGUUCCCAAGUAUCCUAAGUCCACUAGAUCUAUCCCUGUCACCACGGAAAACUCUGUCACAAGGACACCGUCCUUAGAGAGUCCUACAAGUUCCUUGGGAUCCCCCUCAUUACAGAAACAGGAUAUCGACCUUGACUUGGAAAUGGUACCGAUGGAGACAGAGACACAUGGUCGACUGGGGUCAUGGAGAGGAUCUAUGAUCUUGCUGGUCACUUCAGGCUCACAAUUUCUGGACAAUGUAUUCAUGACAAGUUCAAACAUGGCACUGGCUUCCAUCCAAGAAGAAUUCGGUGUGUCCAGUACCAACCUACAAUGGAUGAUCUCUGCAUAUACGUUGGCCUUUGGCGGAUUUUUAUUACUCGCCGGGUCCUUGUCUGAUAGAUAUGGACGAAAGAUGAUUUUGUGUUUGGGCCUAUUUUGGCUUACUAUAUGGACACUCGCUAUUGGAUUUGGCCAGUCUUUUAUCCAACUUACGAUCUUUCGUGGCAUUCAAGGCAUUGGGGCAUCAUUGACCGUCCCGUCCGCCAUUGGAAUUAUAAGUUCCUAUUUUACAGGUGUUGACCGAACCCGCGGACUAUCAAUUUAUGCUGCUUCCGGAACAGUUGGAUUUUGUGCCGGUCUCAUUUUUGGUGGUUUUCUCACCUCGUCAUUGGGAUGGAGAUACCUUUUUUAUCUGAUCCCCAUCAUUCCUGGCUGUUUGUGUAUUUUGGGAUUGAUCGUGCUACCCAAGGAUCGUGAGGCAACCAAGGACAGACAGAGAAUGGACUAUUUUGGCGCCGUUUUGUCGACAGUUGGUCUUAUUCUCCUGCAAUUUGUACUCUCUAGUGGUGGUCGCUAUGGCUGGGGUAACCCAUUCAUCAUCUCGAUCCUGGUCUUGGCCGUGGGAUUCCUUGUUGGGUUUGUUAUAUACGAGAAGUAUAUCAGUAACCCACUGAUGCCGCUUUCUCUUUGGACUAUUCCCAAUUUUGCCGGUCUUUGGAUUGCUGGAUUCACCUGCUAUGGGAGCUACCAAAAUGUCAUCUACUAUAUCGUCUUGAUGGCUCAACAGGUAGACGGAUUGUCGGCCGGCGACACGGCCAUUCGAUUUUUGCCAAUGGGUGCGAUAGGAUUCAUCGUGUCAUUGGGGACCGGAAAGCUUCUUGAGUACAUGAAUGCAAAGUACUGCCUUAUUGCUGGCUUGGUUUUGUCCGUGUUGGCUGCAGUACCAAGUGCCGUGACAGCUACCAUCACCGAGAAUUUCUGGAUCAAUACUCUCGCCACAUCACUCAUCAGUAUAUCGGCCGUGUCUUUCAUCUUCGUGACGACGAGCACCACUAUUUUGACAAGUGUCCCGGUUGAAGUGAAAAGCCUGUGCGGUGGCAUGCUCAACACAGCAUUUCAAAUAGGAUCUGGAGUCGCUCUCGCCAUUUCCGCCGCAACCACCUCAGCAGUUGAUAUACAGAAAGGACACGGGCUCCCCCAGCAAUACUCAACCGGACUCUGGUGCUCUACUGGAUUCGCGGGUCUCGGCUUCGUCAUUGGAGUCUUCGCCGUCCGCCGGAAAGGAGCUUCACCUAAGGACCGACUCGGCGGUCCUGUGGCUGUAUAA